GUCAGCCUUGCGCGCUACAUGAUAGCAGCGCCUCUGCCUACAAGGUGAACCUCUUCUUAAGUCCGCUAAGACGUCAUUUCACCACAUGAUCUAUUGGUUUUGAUUGAGUAUCAAGCAAUUUGGUACUAAAUCUGGUACCGAAUCGUCACUUCCAGCACCGACAAUGAAAAACGUACUGCUCAAACCGACAAACCCACACAGAGGGUAGGCUAGACUUAACAGACCAGCCUUUGAAGAUGUCGUCUACUUUGCUGCCACUGCAUGCUUCAGGAGCUACACAAAGCUGUGGGGUCCCAGCUAGUAAACUGGAAAAGACGCCCAGCCCCGAGCCAGACGUCGGCCACAAAAAUGAGACCAUCAAGGCCAGCCGACAGGCCUCGAGCACAACAAAAAUCGAGGAUUACCCGCUUGGUCGCCCCCGGUACGGAGCCCUAAUCGCCUCACACGAAUCCUUCCAGGUCUAUCGACAGUUCUCGUAUCUCCGGACGCGUCUGCUGCUCGAUAAACAAGACCGGCUAGCGCAAUUGGAAGAUAAGCUGCGCGAUAUCGACCAAAAUGAACAACAUCCUCUUUUCCUGUCGAGCAGCCGGCUGGACCGGAACGAGGCGCGGAAAGCAGUGCUGGCUGAGAUUGAUGUUGCGUUGUCGGAUUACGAUACCUUCAUCGAAAGAACUGCACGCACAAUACAGCCCCUCGCCGCGCCGCAGGAGCGCAACAUCGCCAACCUCCGCAACUGGAUCGAGGGCAACCCCUGCCUCGCACGCCACUACACUGAGUAUAUCACGCAGUCCCGUCACCACGACGACCUGUUAGCCCUCUGUAAGUCGCCAGACAGCGCACUGGCUCGCGUGGAGCUCUGGAUCAAGGACUUUCUCAAGACGUAUUUGGCGGCACCGUACAAGGCAUGUCCAAACUCUCUCGUUCAAUGCUGGCUACCGAAGAAAAUGUGUUCUUCCAUCUCAUCCGACGCUCAUAUCCUCAUCUACCACGGCCGCGUGUUGGGCCAGAUCGCGCGCACGGCGAUCGCGCUGCUCCUCCUCGUCUUCCUGCUUGUGCCCGUGGUAAUCUGCCACUCGUUCGGCGCGGGUCGCGAAACGGCGAGUCUGGUCGUGAUCAUUGUGUCCACCGUGCUGUUUAUGUGCAUGAUGUCGUGGCUUGUCAGAGCGAAGACGGUCGACUUGGCGAUUGUGGGGUCUGCGUACGCGACUGUUUUGACGGUGUUUAUCACGGGGACUGGGUAG
Aspergillus pseudotamarii is the source of this 1241-nucleotide messenger RNA. RefSeq lists its product as uncharacterized. NCBI's taxonomy places the organism in Eukaryota, Fungi, Ascomycota, Eurotiomycetes, Eurotiales, Aspergillaceae. The coding region runs from base 237 to 1241 and encodes 334 amino acids. The transcript is spliced from 5 exons. The record is from RefSeq and is a predicted model, not a curated record.